Messenger RNA from Procambarus clarkii (red swamp crayfish), 450 nucleotides. The record is from RefSeq and is a predicted model, not a curated record. Lineage: Eukaryota; Metazoa; Arthropoda; Malacostraca; Decapoda; Cambaridae.
UUAAGUAAGAGGAUGCCGCUACCAGCAGCUAUGAGCAGGACCGCAACGGCGAGCAGGACCGUAGUGGUGAGCAGGACCGCAGCGGUAAGCAGGACCGUAGCGGUAAGCAGGACCGCAGCGGCGAGCAGGACCGUAGCAGUGUUGGGACAAGUUGUUAUAUUCAUUCGUCUUGUGACGGCCAGUUCACCGCUUAUUCCUCAAGAAACAUUUAAAUAUAUUUCGAGGAAUUAUUGGCCUCCAGGCGCGGUACUUGAAGCUACUUCACAGCCAAGCUGCUCCGUCAUUAUCGUCCACCAGGCCCUCAGCAUCCCCUCAUCACAUUUCAUUGCAAUUAUUACAAAUAAGCUAGUGGCUCCUUCAGGAAUAUCAGUGUGGGAGGUGGCAGCGGACGGCCAGGACGCUAACAUGACGCUAACGCAGCUCCCCCACGUGGUCGACCAGGCUCGGCGG